UCGCCGUCGGUUCAUUACGCCGCGUCCCUUUGUUGGCCCAGUAGCGGCAGCACUUGUGUUGUUAUUUUCUCUGCAACUGAAAAUUUGAAGUCAAAUAUUUUGUUUUGGGUUUUUUUCCGUUUUGUCCUGGCGUUUUCGGCACGCGGGCGUCUCGCGUUCGUACUCUUUCUCGUCGCGAUCAGAUAUUAACCUAGUAAUGGACUCGGACGAGGGUUACAAUUAUGAAUUCGACGACGAGGAAGAGGAAUGCAGCGAAGACAGCGCCGAAGAGGAGCCUGAAGACGACACCCUGGAGCUCGGGGAGGUGGAGCUGGUCGAUCCUGUAGUGGCCGGUGGCGAGCGAGACGAGUGCGCGGAGACGGGGAGCAGCAGCCUAGGGCCUGGCCAGGAUGAAGAGGACUACCGCUUCGAAGUGCUCACUGCCGAACAAAUCCUCCAGCAUAUGGUGGAGUGUAUCAGGGAGGUCAACGAGGUCAUCCAGAACCCUGCCACGAUAACGAGAAUACUUCUCAGCCACUUCAACUGGGACAAAGAGAAGCUUAUGGAGAGGUACUUUGAUGGGAACUUGGACAAGCUGUUCUCAGAGUGUCACGUCAUAAACCCCAGUAAGAAGUCUCGGACGCGCCUGAUGAACACGAGAUCUUCGGCGCAAGAUAUGCACUGUCAGAUCUGCUACCUGAACUACCCCAAUUCGUACUUCACUGGACUGGAGUGUGGACACAAGUUCUGCAUGCAGUGCUGGGGUGAUUACCUAACAACCAAAAUCAUCGAGGAAGGAAUGGGACAGACCAUUUCCUGUCCUGCUCACAGCUGUGACAUCCUGGUGGAUGACAACACGGUCAUGCGGCUGAUAACAGAUUCAAAAGUGAAGUUGAAGUACCAACACUUAAUAACCAAUAGUUUUGUACAGUGCAAUCGACUGUUGAAAUGGUGUCCUGCUCCAGACUGCCACCAUGUGGUGAAAGUGCAGUACCCGGACGCCAAGCCAGUGAGGUGCAAGUGUGGCCGGCAGUUUUGCUUCAACUGUGGAGAGAAUUGGCAUGAUCCUGUCAAGUGCAAGUGGUUGAGGAAGUGGAUUAAAAAAUGUGACGAUGACAGCGAAACGUCUAACUGGAUUGCUGCGAACACAAAGGAGUGUCCCAAAUGUCACGUGACCAUAGAAAAGGACGGGGGCUGCAAUCACAUGGUGUGCCGGAACCAGAACUGCAAAGCAGAGUUCUGCUGGGUUUGCCUGGGUCCCUGGGAACCUCACGGCUCGGCCUGGUACAACUGCAAUCGCUACAAUGAAGAUGAUGCAAAGGCGGCGAGAGAUGCACAGGAGCGCUCCCGCGCCGCCCUGCAGAGGUACCUCUUCUACUGCAACCGCUACAUGAACCACAUGCAGAGCCUGCGCUUCGAGCACAAGCUCUACGCCCAGGUCAAGCAGAAGAUGGAGGAGAUGCAGCAGCACAACAUGUCCUGGAUCGAGGUGCAGUUCCUGAAGAAGGCGGUGGACGUGCUCUGCCAGUGCCGCUCCACCCUCAUGUUCACCUACGUCUUCGCUUUCUACCUCAAGAAGAAUAAUCAGUCCAUUAUCUUCGAGAACAAUCAGGCAGACCUGGAGAAUGCCACCGAGGUGCUGUCAGGAUAUCUGGAGCGAGACAUUUCCCAGGACUCCCUGCAGGAUAUCAAACAGAAAGUGCAGGAUAAAUACAGAUACUGUGAGAGCCGGCGGAGGGUGCUGCUCCAACAUGUGCACGAAGGCUAUGAGAAGGACCUGUGGGAGUACAUCGAGGACUGACCGCGUGACGCUGGCCUCUGCUUUAACCGCUGCAUCUGUUCCCUACCCUCCCCACCCCCUCUGGUUUCCUCUCAAUUAUACUGAAAAGAAAGAUAGAAUAUUAAUAAUAUUAACUGUACAACAGUAUUGUUAGCAGCAGAGUGGAGUGUGACAAGAUGACAAUUUAAAAACAAAAAAAAAAACACACCUACGACCCCCCUCCCUCUCCACCAUUAACUCCCCCCGCCUCGCCCUUGCCCCUGGCUUGUAUUGUAACAUCUUCCUUGUAAUUCCCUCCUUUAUGGUUGUUUCUUUUUUCUUUUUCUUUUUUGGGGUAUGAUUUUUGUUUCUAUUUUGAGUUGAUUUACCAUCUCCACGCGUGCGGAGAAAAGGACUGUUUUCAGCAUGGCUUUCAGUGUCCUGCCCGUGUCAGCUGACUGUGAUAAGAGCCCUGAUUGGGUCUGUGAAUGUCGAUUGGCUGAAUGUUGAUUGGCUGAUUAAGGGGCAAAAUCUUUUGGUAAAAAAGGAGCAAAAAAAAAAACCUAUAAAAAGGAAAUCAGUAUUUUUCAAAGUGUAAAUAACGCAUAUGCAUGGAAGUCUAAUGGCAAGCGUGGCACGUGUUUGCAUAAUUCUUAAGUUUAAAAUAUUUAUUCUUUACAAAAUAUUCAGACAGAUGUAUAUUUGCUGUGUAGUAUUUCUCCCUGCUUUUUUUAAGUUGAAAUUUAUUGUACAUGAGGGUGAGACACUGGGGGUAACCCAGGAUAAAAUAAACACCACCCCCCCCAACCUCCUCCCACCCUCAUGCUCUCUAGAGGAAAGAGUAGUGCUUUUCUGUUGUUGGAGUACCAGCGCCGUCAAAUAAAAUACAGCAGACAGUUUCUCAUAAAUGUUUUGCUGAUAAAAACUGAUCUGAAAAACAGGAGUCAGUUGAAGUGUAGACAGGAUGGCAUUCACGCUGGGCUGAGUGUUAAAGUGAAAGCUGGAUUUUAAAAGUGACCCUGCAAAGUGUCAGUGAUAGGCGAAGGGCAAAGCGUGGUGCAUUUUGCUGAGAAUGAGCUGUGGCGUGAUGGCGGCUGAACCAUUUAACCGGCUCUCCCGUGCGCCUUGCCUCCCGUCCUCCCCCGCGUCUUUCUACCUUCAUCGGCUUAGUUUUUAUAUAGAUACUAUCUGAAAAUGACACUACAGUUGUUUCAUGAGAGCCAAACUGAGUGACAUUCACUCAACGAAAACGUUCUUGGCAGAUGAAGCUUUGAGCCUUUUCUCGUGGUUUUUACGCACCUUCGGGGAUAGGGGGGGUAAAAUGGCAUGUACUGAAAGCACUAUUACACAAGGUCAGAAGAUCGCUUCGCUUCAGACUUAAAGUGGGGAGCUGCUAUGGAGGUAGGAACGACAACAUGUUUCUUUGUCACCUUUUUUUGCAUUUUCAGUUUGCUGGGAAAUUUGACAGUGAUCUGAUUGAAUCUCUACAAUGAGGGCUUGCGUCUGGGGCUGGGACUGAAAGUGUCGGGUCAGACCAGACAGUUGCUUCAACUUUUCUCUUUCUUUGUUUUUUGUUUUGUUUUUUUUAAAAGUACCCCUUGCAUAGGAAGACUGUUCUACAUGCUGUAGCGCUUUUGCAUUUAACAUGUGAGCCGUGUUUACACAGGAAUGUACAAAAAAAAAAA
Molecule: messenger RNA, 3423 nt
Organism: Megalops cyprinoides (Indo-Pacific tarpon)
Lineage: Eukaryota; Metazoa; Chordata; Actinopteri; Elopiformes; Megalopidae
Product: E3 ubiquitin-protein ligase arih1-like
Exons: 14
Coding region: 197-1780 (527 amino acids)
Biological process (GO): ubiquitin-dependent protein catabolic process; positive regulation of proteasomal ubiquitin-dependent protein catabolic process; protein polyubiquitination
Cellular component (GO): nucleus; cytoplasm; ubiquitin ligase complex
Molecular function (GO): ubiquitin protein ligase activity; ubiquitin conjugating enzyme binding; zinc ion binding
Source: RefSeq, a predicted model, not a curated record